This is a messenger RNA of Mollisia scopiformis, 2662 nucleotides long. RefSeq lists its product as uncharacterized. Lineage: Eukaryota; Fungi; Ascomycota; Leotiomycetes; Helotiales; Mollisiaceae. The coding region runs from base 1 to 2286 and encodes 761 amino acids. The transcript has 3 exons. The record is from RefSeq and is a predicted model, not a curated record.
AUGGAUCGCAGACGUAUCAGUAACAAGAGCAGUGGCAGAUCGCGAGAAUUAGCUGGAGCCUCUGGCAACUCCGGCGAAGGUGAUGCACAAGACGGACUCUUCGGUUCCCCGAUUAUGGGUCGUACACAGGGCAACAACGAUGCCGCCUCCGGACUACUUGCACCACCUCGAGCUCGAGUCUCUAAUAGCUUUCGUAAGGGCGUUGCACAACCAGCUCGAGCUCGAGUCUCCAAUAGCUCUCGCAAGAGUGGUGCACAAGUUCCACAGUCUUUCGAUUCCCCGAUGAUGGAUCUUACAUCUAGUAAGGACGAUACCGACUCCGAUAUCUUUCCACCACCUCGAGCUCGCGUCUCUAGCUCUCGCAAGGGCAAGGGCGCUGUGCAAGUUCAACAGUCUCCUGAUUCACCGAUGAUGGAUCUUAUAUCUGGCAAGGACGAUAGCGACUCUGACAUCUUUCCACCACCUCGAGCUCGAGUCUCCAAUAACUCUCGUAAGGGUGCGCAAGUUCAACGGGCUCCCGUAGUACCAAUGUUCGAUCUUACUCAAGACAACAACGAGACCACUCCCACACCAUUUCACUCAGCUCGAGCUUCUGUUGGCGCUCAUCAAAGUGACACACAAGUUCGACAGCUUUCCGAUACAGCCUUGCUGGGUCUUCCACUCGACAAGGACGCUAUCAACUCUGGACUAACCCAAUCAGCUCGAGUCUCUCUUAGCGCUCGCCAAAGUGGUGCGCAAGCUCGGGACUCUCCAGAUUCACCAGUUAUGGUUGGCAAACAAGGCAAGAACGAUAGCCUCUCCAUCUUCCGUCGAUCCGCUUCUCUCUUCAGCAACUCUCGUCAAAGUGGUGCGCAACUUCGAGACUCUCCUACAUCACCAACGAUGGAUGUCACGCAGGGCAAGAACGAUAGCGGCUCCAUCUUCCGUCAACCUGAUUCUCUCUUUGGCAACUCUCGUCAAGGUGGUGCUCAAGUUCGAGACUCUUCCGACUCACCAAUGAUGGAUGCUACACAGGACAAGAACGAUCGCGGCUCCAGCUUGCUUCAAUCUGACUCUCUCUUUGACAACCCUCGUCAAGAUGGUGCGCGAGAUGGAAACGCUUCUGAUUCUCCUCCUCUGUUCGUCUUCAGACCAAACCAUGAUCGAUUUACCUCUCCGGUGGCCCCAUCCAGCUCGUCUGCUACUCGUCUUCCGGCCAAGAGACGUAUUACUACACCUCGCGCCAGAGCCACUCCCAAGACCAAGACCGGUGCUCAAUCCAAGACCAGCGCUCAACCACAAAAGCCUAUGGGUGCCCGCGCCUACGCCAAGCUCGCGCUCUUUGAGCAGACAAUGAAUGAGCCUGACUUGCGUCCCAUUCGCCGACCCCUUCCAAGCAAGAAUCUACCAUGGUCCGAUGAUGAAGAGGAUUUCAAUACCUCUUCCUCCUCGUCCGAUGACGAUGAUGAGCCCGUACUUCCCAAACGCUUGAAGCGUGCGGCAGCAGAUAGUGAUCCCCGAAAAUACUACGACAACAACCCCGACAACAGCGACGGCCUAGAGCCUGAACCCCGCGGAGCUGUCUAUCCCGGCUUCGACUUCGACAGCCUGAUGAACUUCCCUCCUCCCCCCAGUGCGUCAGACUCCAAGCCAAAGAGCAUCCUCGCCCGCAAGUCUCCCGCCCCAAUGAAGGAGGUCCCGAUGAACUUUUUCGACGACCCAUCCACGCCCAACAUGUCCUGGAUCAUCCGAAAGGCCGAAGAGAUGCACGACGUGGAGAAUGAGAAGUUGCACCCGGGUCGCAAGGCCUCUCUCGCAGCCAAGAAGAUGGUCCGUCGCCGCACAGCUGAGGCCAAGCCGAAGAGAAAAUACCAGUGGAAGACCGAGAAUAAGAACAAGAAGGAUCUCUACCAGAAGAAGGGACGCACUGGCCGUGAGCGAGACUAUCUCAGAGCUGUUAAGAAGGCAGAGGAGGCUGCGCUGGAGGCAGAGAAGGCUAAGAAGGAGUUAGAUGACUUGGAGGAGAAGACUCGCAUCAACACCAAUGGCAAGCGUAGCCGAAUUGAGGGCUCUACUGGUCGCAACAAGGACCACGAUGAAGCUCUCAAGAAGGCAGAGGAGACGGCUCGUGAGGCAGAGAAGACCAAGAAGGACUUGGAUGAGUGGAACGAGAUGACUCAAUACAAUGGCAACAAGGGUGCAGCUGAGGCCGAGGCUGAGGCUGAUCCUGAGGCUGAUUUUGAGCCAGAGGAGGACGAGGACGGAGGUUUUGAUGGCGAGGAGGAUGAUAUCUACGGAGAUGAUUAAGUGUCUGGUGGUUACUCUUUCUUCAUUGCUUUGCUUUCCGCAUUGCUUUCUGCACUGUUUUUCCUUCUUCAGUUCGUGGGGGACACUUUCGGAGUGCAUACCGUUGGUGGUUUGUGGCAGUGAUGGUUUUUCCUUCUUCGAUUCUUGCGUUGUCUUGCACAACACUCAUUUCCCUGGCUGUCAGCACUUACACUUCUCUUGGUUUCGACUCUCGAUUUAGUUCGAGCAGGGGAUCCUUCUGAGGUCUAGCUGGCGGACUUGUAUUUACGAUUCUACCACACGUCAGCGAGAUGAUCGGGCUUCUCCCGAUGGACUUGCACUGCUUUUUGCGUUGCGUUGCGUUACGACGUUGUUUUUAGCUAGAUUUGACUGACGG